UCCUCACAUGCAGUUCUGAACCAAUCAAAUACUAUUGUUCAUCAACGUCAAUCUUGUAGUAGCAAACAUGAUGAUCAUUAUUACAACUAGUGUGAAGAAAACAAAGCUUUUGUUUGAGAGUUUAUGCAUGAAACUGUCACAUUUACUCUUCACUUGCAGAUGUUUGUUAUCAUCUAUCCCUAAUAAUCUCACCCUUCAACUCUUUCUUUCUCUGCCCUCUUUCUACAUUCAUCUUGCUUACUUCAUAUUGUUCUCUGCUGCGGGCUUUCUUGUUUUAAAAGUCUCAUCUUCUUCAAUCUCAAAACCCGGUGACUUGGAUUUGUUCUUCACUUCCGUGUCAGCUGUCUCUGUUUCAAGCAUGUCAACUGUGGAAAUGGAGGUUUUCUCCGAUUUUCAGCUAGUAGUUUUAACUGUACUAAUGCUUAUUGGUGGUGAAGUUUUCAUCUCCAUAUUUAAACUUCAAUUCUCAAAAUCCAUGAUUUCUAAAAACCAUAUAGUAUAUGGUAGGUCUUCCCUAGAUUCAAACUCCGAAGACAAGAUCGAUGUUAAUCAAAUCGAGUUGGGUCUAGUACGGAUUAAUGAUCACACUGCUUUCAGAAAUAAACUAACAAAUAAGACAGAUGUCUUUGACACACCCGAAGAGGAGGAAUCAAAGUACAUUACUAAAUCAAUCAACUAUUUAAGUCACACCAUUGUAGCUUAUUUCUUCUUAGCUCAUGCACUGUGUUCAAUUCUGAUAGUUUUCUACAUGGACUCCAUCCCAAGUGCAAAACAAAUUCUGGAGAACAAAGGGAUUAAGGUGACUACAUUUUCAGUUUUCACCGCGGUUUCUUCUUUUACAAACUGCGGUUUCAUUCCCACAAAUGAGAACAUGAUGGUUUUCAAGAAAUUCUCAGGUCUUCUCCUCAUCAUAAUACCUCAAUGUCUGGUGGGGAACACUCUGUUCCCCCCUUGCCUACUCAUUUUCAUCUAUGUUCUGAAGUCUUGCACGAAAAGGCCAGAGUUUGGUUACAUUCUGAGUCACCGCAGCCAAUUGGGCUAUUCUCAUUUGAUGUGUAACAAGAAAGCUUGUUAUUUGGCGACAACUGUUCUCGGAUUCACGUUGAUUCAAUUUGUGAUCUUUGUAUCGAUGGAGUGGAAUAAUUCCGGAGCCAUGGAAGGUCUGAGUUCUUAUGAGAAACUAGUAGCAACAUUGUUUCAAGUUACGAAUACACGACACACCGGUGAAUUAGUGUUUGAUCUUUCAACCAUCUCUCCAGCUGUUCUCGUGGUGUUCAUCAUAAUGAUGUAUCUUUCGCCAUACACAUCAUUUUUAUUAGAUGGUGAAAACAAAGGUCCUGAUGGCGAGGACAAGAUUACAUGCACAACAAGGAAGACAACGUGGGUAGAGUAUCUGCGCUUCUCAGAACCAACUUAUCUAACAAUUUUCAUUGUCCUCAUCUGCAUAUCCGAGAGACAUAAUUUAAAGGACGAUCCUCUUAAUUUCAAUGUUCUCAAUAUCAUCAUCGAAGUAAUAAGUGCAUACGGGAAUGUGGGAUACUCCAUGGGAUAUAGUUGCGGAAGACGAAUAAAAUCAGAGGGGGAAUGCAAAGACGCGUACUACGGAUUCGCUGGAAGAUGGUCCAAUACUGGAAAAUGGGUGCUCAUAAUUGUGAUGCUCUUCGGAAAAUUAAAGUGCUUUCACAAGGGAGGUGGAAAAGCUUGGAAACUUUUAUAGCCUACUGUCAUAGCUAGCUAGUGUGUAAAUUGUAAUAUACGACGUCGUUAUGUAACAUAUUUGCAUGCAUCUCUAAAUGUAGGAUCCGUGGAUCUCAGGCUGUGUAAGAUAGGGAUCGUUUUUCUUCUGUCUGUAAUAAUUCUUGUCGUACCAGCUUAUAUAAAUCAUUUAUCUCA
Messenger RNA from Daucus carota subsp. sativus, 1893 nucleotides. Its product is annotated as sodium transporter HKT1. Gene Ontology annotation, cellular component: plasma membrane. Lineage: Eukaryota; Viridiplantae; Streptophyta; Magnoliopsida; Apiales; Apiaceae. The coding region runs from base 68 to 1717 and encodes 549 amino acids. The record is from RefSeq and is a predicted model, not a curated record. Gene Ontology annotation, biological process: monoatomic cation transport; transmembrane transport. The transcript is spliced from 3 exons. Gene Ontology annotation, molecular function: sodium ion transmembrane transporter activity.